Molecule: messenger RNA, 3632 nt
Organism: Salarias fasciatus (jewelled blenny)
Lineage: Eukaryota; Metazoa; Chordata; Actinopteri; Blenniiformes; Blenniidae
Product: serine/threonine-protein kinase/endoribonuclease IRE1-like
Biological process (GO): intrinsic apoptotic signaling pathway in response to endoplasmic reticulum stress; IRE1-mediated unfolded protein response; mRNA processing
Cellular component (GO): IRE1-TRAF2-ASK1 complex
Molecular function (GO): ATP binding; protein serine/threonine kinase activity; RNA endonuclease activity
Source: RefSeq, a predicted model, not a curated record
UUCCGUCCCAACACGGAAAUAUGGAGUCGAGAGAGGAGCGGCUGUGUUAUGGAUUUAAAGCGGUACUCUGAGCUAUAAAUUUACCCGUGUUUGCUAACUGUCCGCACGGCUGUAGCCGCUAUUAACUUUCUGACAGAUGGCCACAGUCGCUGGAAAUGGAGAGAGAGUUCGACCUCUGCUGUUAGUCGAGUAGCUUCAGCCCCCCCGCCCCUUCCUUCCGUUUGUUUGGAGCCAUGAAACCGUGUGUUUUAGGGGUCAUGGGGGCUCUGGGACGUCUGCUCCUGUUCCUGCUGCUGCUGUCCUGGGAAGGAAUACUCUUUGAGGUUGGGGGCGUUAGUCAGUCACCCUCCCCAGAGUCUCUCCUGUUCGUCUCGACCCUGGACGGCGGCCUGCAUGCCGUCUCUAAACAGACAGGAGACAUCAAGUGGACCCUAAGAGAAGACCCCAUUAUUCAAGUGCCUGUCUACCUCUCAGAGCCUGGUUUUCUCCCAGACCCCAAUGAUGGCAGUUUGUAUGUACUUGGAGGAAAACACAAGGAAGGCCUGAUGAAACUGCCUUUCACCAUACCAGAGCUGGUUCAGUCGGCUCCAUGCAGGAGCUCAGACGGCAUGCUCUAUACAGGUAAGAAGCAGGAUGUGUGGUUUGUGGUGGAUCCUGAAACAGGCGAGAAACAAACCAGUUUAACGACAUCCAGCUCCGAAUCCAUCUGUCCCAACACCCCUCUGCUCUACAUCGGACGCACAGAGUACAUGGUCACCAUGUUUGACACAAAGACACAGGAACUGCGAUGGAACGCCACUUACAAUGAUUACUCUGCACCUCCUUAUGAUGAGAAGCAAGACUACAAGAUGGCGCACCUGGUUUCGAGUGGUGAUGGUCUUGUUGUGACUGUGGACAGAGAGUCAGGCGAUGUCCUGUGGAGUCAAAACUACGGCUCGCCCGUCAUCGGCGUCUACCUGUACUCGGGGGACUCGCUGAGACACGCCCCUCACCUGUCCCUCGCCAUGGAAACGCUGCGCUUUCUCACCUUCUCGGCCGCCAGCAACCAGGCAGACGCACACUCCACUCUGAAGUGGAGCUACCAGUUUGUGAAGGAGCAAGCCAGCGCGCAAGCACAGCUCGUGCCCACUCUCUAUGUGGGAAAGUUAGACUCUCACCUUUAUGCUUCGACUUCUCUUGUUCACCACGGGGUCUCAUUAGUGCCUCGCGGCCUGACCCUGGCACGGAUUGAAGGUCCGAUGACGGCGGGAGUGACGGUCAGAGAACGAGGGGAGUGUGAGAUCACUCCAUCCACUGACGUGCGCUAUCCUGCAGGGAGCACGAACAGCCGGAAGAACCACUGGCUGCUGAUAGGUCACCAUGAGCUGCCUCCAGUGGCUCACACCACCAUGCUGAGGGACUUUCCAGCCCCCCUGCAGCACUCUGGUGAGGCCGUCAUCCCCCCUCGGUCGCCUGCCUCCUCUCCAUCCCCGGUCCCUCCUGCCUACCACUACCAUCAGCGCAGUUUUCAGAGGGUUCCUGGGAGCCAGGUAGACGGCAGUACUUACAGAGGAGGGGCUGAUGGGAAGACGCUGGAUCAGACCCACACACCGACCACACAGCUGCCUGUGUUUAUGAGUCAGGACCGCCUGACUCUGACCGUCCUGACUCUGGUGAUGGGAGGACUCCUCGUCUUCGCACUGACGUAUCCCAUUCAUGCAGCCCAGAGCCUGAGAGCUCAGAGACAGCUGGAGGAAGCGUUCGAGUCUCGCCUCCAGCGCAUGCAGACGAACAUGCAGACCACCGCACAGGACGGCGCCCCGACAGAGACUCCGCUCCCCUCGGAAGUGAGCGCCUCUACCGACACAAACGUCUCGACUGACUCCCUGCCUGUGGGCGCCGACCCUCCUCCUGCUCCUCACAGUCACAGCAGCGUCUUCUCAGAUGUUGAUAAAAGCACAACUGGGCACAAACCCCCCAUAGAGGGAAGCAAUGAAGAGGUGCAGGUUGGGAAAAUCUCCUUCACCUCCUCUGAAGUGCUUGGACACGGCACAGCGGGAACCUUUGUCUUUCGGGGUAAGUUUGAUGGGCGCCAAGUAGCCGUGAAGCGAAUUCUGCCGGAGUGCUUUGAGGUCGCGGAGCGAGAGGUGCAGCUUCUCCGAGAGUCGGACACGCACCCCAACGUGAUCCGAUACUUCUGCACAGAGAGAGACCGCCUCUUCACCUACAUCGCCAUCGAGCUGUGCACCGCAACCCUGCAGCAGUAUGUGGAGGAUCCUUCUUGCUUUCCUGAGCUGAGUCCUAUAACUCUGCUGGAACAGACCAUAUGUGGUCUCUCACACCUCCACUCACUCAAUAUCGUCCAUCGUGACCUGAAGCCCAGAAACAUCCUUCUCUCUGGUCCCAGUGCACUGGGUCGGGUCCGAGCGCUCAUCUCCGACUUUGGACUGUGUAAAAAGAUCCCAGAAGGUCGCUGCAGCUUCUCUCUGCGCUCUGGGAUUCCAGGAACUGAAGGGUGGAUCGCUCCCGAAGUACUGCGAGACACACCCGGGAAUAAACCGACAGCAGCGGUCGACGUCUUCUCAGCAGGCUGUGUGUUUUACUACGUGGUCAGUAGGGGGCAGCACCCCUUUGGAGACGCGCUGAGACGGCAGGUCAACAUCCUGUCAGGAGAGUAUUCACUCUCUCACUUCAUGGAGGACAUACAUGAUGAUGUGAUAGCUCAGGAUCUGAUCGAGCAAAUGAUCAGUGCGGAGGCCGAGUCACGCCCCUCCACCGCCUGCGUGCUCAAACACCCUUUCUUCUGGAGUCCUGAGAAGCAGCUGCUCUUCUUCCAGGAUGUGAGUGACCGGAUAGAGAAGGAGCCGGCGGACAGUCCGAUUGUCGUCAAGCUGGAGACUGCAGGGAGAGCGGUGGUGCGAACCAACUGGAGGAUGCACAUCUCAGUGCCUUUACAGACCGACUUGAGGCGGUUCAGGACCUAUAAGGGAAACUCAGUUCGAGAUCUCUUGAGGGCGAUGAGGAAUAAGAAGCACCACUACCACGAGCUGCCCCCCGAGGUUCAGGAGACCCUGGGCGAGCUGCCCGAAGGCUUCGUCGGCUACUUCACCUCACGGUUUCCACGGCUGCUGAUGCACACGCACUCCGCCCUGCUCAUCUGCGCUCACGAGAGACUGUUUCACCCCUACUUCCUGCCCCCCAACGCCAAGUAGCUUCCACAUGACGCCACACUGACCAGACCAGAGGGAAAUCAUCCCAGACAGUAGCCAUUUAUUGCUUUCGUAAAGCUCAUACUGUUGCGUGUGUGAUUUUUUUUUUUAAUAUAAAUUUAUAAAUUAAUUUUUAUCGAAUGUAAUUUUUCUCUCUUCUUCAAAAGAUGCACAUAUUUGGAUAGAAAAUGUUUUAAAUUGUAUUGUAAGAAACAAUAUAUUUCCAUGAUCUUCCGAGUGAUACUUUCUUAAGAAUCAACAAAAAUUAAAUAGAAAUGCAAAUUAUUGUGAAAAUACUCAUGAAAAAAAACAUUUUUGUAACAAACUUAAAAAAAAAAAAAUCAAUAAUUGGUUUCAAAUUUGUCUGAAACAUAGAAAGCUUCUUGUAUUUUAACCCUGAAAAACGUAAGUUCUCCAAAGUUUUACCAUGAAACAAGGCACUCA